UGUAAGAUAAAGGGAGAGACUAGACAAUUAUCUGUGAUUCCUGGGAGUGGAAUUGCUGGGACAUCAAUUGCCAAAUCUAAAAAUUCUGAAUCACUCCCCAAUGUCUGAUGCCUCUGUUAAUUUUGACUACAAGUCCCCAUCCCCAUUUGACUGCAGCACUGAUCAGGAAGAGAAAAUUGAAGAUGAUGCUAGUCAUUCUCUACCCCAGAAGGACCUAUAUACUGCUGAUGAGGAAGCUGCUACCCUGUUUCCUAGGAAAAUGACAUCCCAUAAUGGGAUGGAGGACAGUGGAGGAGGAGGUACUGGAGUGAAGAAGAAACGUAGGAAAAAGGAGCCAGGAGACCAAGAGGGUGCAGCAAAGAGAAGCAAGGACAGGGAGCCUAAGCCAAAGAGGAAGCGAGAACCGAAAGAGCCAAAGGAACCCAGGAAGGCUAAAGAGCCGAAGAAGGUCAAGGAGCCCAAGGAGCCGAAGCUGAAGGAUGGAGCAAAGAAGACACGGAAGCCCCGGGAGGCCUCGGGCACCAAGGAGGCCAAAGAGAAGAGGAGCUGCACUGACUCUGCAGCCAGGACGAAGUCCAGGAAGGCCAGCAAGGAGCAAGGACCAACCCCAGUGGAGAAAAAGAAGAAAGGAAAAAGGAAAAGUGAAACUACAGUGGAGAGUUUAGAACUGGAUCAGGGCCUGUCGAACCCAUCCCUGCGGAGUCCUGAGGAGUCCACUGAGUCUGCAGACAGCCAGAAACGACGCUCAGGAAGGCAAGUGAAGCGCAGAAAAUACAAUGAAGACCUGGACUUCAAAGUGGUAGAUGAUGAUGGGGAAACAAUUGCUGUUCUUGGAGCUGGCCGAACAUCUGCACUCUCAGCUUCUACACUGGCUUGGCAGGCAGAGGAGCCUCCAGAAGAUGAUGCAAACAUCAUUGAGAAGAUCCUGGCAUCUAAGACUGUACAAGAGGUUCACCCGGGAGAACCUCCAUUCGACUUGGAGCUAUUCUACGUUAAGUAUAGAAAUUUUUCCUACUUACAUUGUAAAUGGGCCACAAUGGAAGAGCUUGAAAAGGAUCCUCGCAUCGCACAGAAGAUCAAGCGAUUUAGGAAUAAACAAGCCCAGAUGAAGCACAUUUUUACUGAGCCUGAUGAAGACUUGUUCAAUCCAGACUAUGUGGAAGUUGAUCGCAUCUUGGAGGUGGCCCACACCAAGGAUGCAGAAACAGGGGAGGAGGUGACACAUUACCUGGUAAAGUGGUGCUCAUUACCAUAUGAAGAAAGCACGUGGGAACUAGAGGAAGACGUGGAUCCUGCAAAAGUUAAAGAAUUUGAAUCUCUUCAAGUUCUCCCUGAAAUUAAGCAUGUGUGCAGUUUAUGGACUUCUAUUUGGAGCUCUUUGAUGGCUUGUCCUCCUGCCUGGAUGCAGACUGGGAGACAAAACAGUAAAGUCAAAAUCAGCACUCUCAAUGCUAUUAAAGAAUAUACUGUAGACUAUAAGCUAUGUGAAGAUACCAGUUGCUUAAUUUUACCAAGAAUAUCAUUAGCCACAGAGCUAGCAGGUUCUGUAAUCCAGAAUAGAAGAUAUGCAGAAAAGGAUUCUGAUGACUGGGUCAUUUUGCGAAGUCAUGUCUCCCUAUCAAGCAUGACAAAACUCUUGCUGGAAUUAAAUUCCACGUUAAGAGUUAACCCCAGUAGCACUAAAUCACAGCUCAAUGACUAUCACAAAACGUAUACAGGAGAGAAUCCAUAUGAAUGCAAUGAGUGUGGAAAAGUCUUCUCCAGGAAAGCACACCUCGUUAGACAUCAAAGACCCGAAAGAGGAGAGAAACACCAUGGAUGCAAUGAAUGUGGAAAAACAUUCAUAAAGAAGACUCAGCUUACUGAGCAUCAGAGAACUCACAGAGGAGAGAAACUCCAUGUAUGUAAUGAGUGUGAGAAAACCUUCUUCAUAACGUCGAAGAAG
Messenger RNA from Carlito syrichta (Philippine tarsier), 1945 nucleotides. RefSeq names its product chromodomain-helicase-DNA-binding protein 6-like. The transcript has 11 exons. NCBI's taxonomy places the organism in Eukaryota, Metazoa, Chordata, Mammalia, Primates, Tarsiidae. The record is from RefSeq and is a predicted model, not a curated record. The annotation marks the transcript as partial.